Xyrauchen texanus (razorback sucker) is the source of this 4400-nucleotide messenger RNA. RefSeq names its product espin-like. Gene Ontology annotation, molecular function: actin filament binding. Gene Ontology annotation, biological process: actin filament bundle assembly. Lineage: Eukaryota; Metazoa; Chordata; Actinopteri; Cypriniformes; Catostomidae. The record is from RefSeq and is a predicted model, not a curated record. Gene Ontology annotation, cellular component: cytoplasm.
UUCAGUCCCUCGGGACUUCUGCUCGAACCGUGUGACAAGAGGCCAAAUAAUUCUUCUAUAGCGUCGGCGGACGCACAACUUUUGCGCUUUUGGAGAAAUUGUGUUUAGUUCAGAAUUAAGGAAGAGAAGAGGUGAAAUGAUGAGCAUCCAACGGAGGAACUUAAAGAAAUGCUUAGUUGGUUUUCGUUAGACAGUAGAAUGGUAUUAUUUUUGUCAGCACGCCGUAUCGUGAGUAGUACAACAGCUAUCAUCUGAAUAUCUGUCUCAGAUAUUGUCCGACACCUUUAUUAUAUGGUGAUCAAUAGUUCAAACAAAAAGGGGAUGGACAAAACGAAGUAACUCUGUUAACUGACUCUUCAUGGUGCGGCAAUAGUCAUUUGUUUGGAGGUGCUUCGUCAUGGUUGUUGAGAGGACUCUUCUCGCAGCGAGGCAAGGGGAUGUGCAAACUUUGAAAGUGCAAUUGGCGGAGAAUGUACUCAACAGCGAUGUGAAAGACGUGCUGGGAGCGACCCCCGUACACCACGCCGCUCGGGCAGGAAAGCUCACCUGUCUGCGGUACUUGGUAGAGGAAGCUGGCUUACCUGCGAACAGCCUGGCUAGAAAUGGUGCAAGUCCUGCGCACGACGCAGCAGCCACAGGCAACCUGACCUGCUUACAGUGGCUUGUGACGCAUGGAGGAUGUCGAGCGGCCGAUAAAGACAGCUCAGGAGCCACUGUCUUGCACCUGGCUUCUCGCUUCAGCCAUCAUGAGAUCAUUGAUUGGUUGCUGAAGAGUGGAGAGGGGGAUCCUACUGUUGCCACGGAAACGGGGGCGCUGCCUGUUCACUAUGCUGCAGCUAAAGGGGACUUGCCCUCGCUCAGGCUGCUAUUGGAACACAGCCCAAACGUUGUCAAUUUCCAAACCAAGAAUGGUGCCACACCGCUAUACCUUGCAUGUCAGGAGGGUCACCAGGAAGUUGUCCAGUACCUAGUGAAGGACUGUGGGGCGGAGCCAAGUAUCAGAGCCAAUGAUGGGAUGACACCACUGCACGCCGCUGCCCAGAUGGGACACAACACUGUCAUUGUCUGGCUGAUGAGUUUCACAGAGAUCAGUCUGUCUGACAGAGAUAAUGAUGGAGCCACUGCCAUGCACUUUGCUGCAAGCCGCGGCCAUGCCAAGGUCCUCAGCUGGCUCCUACUGCACGGUGGGGAGAUUGUGACUGACAGCUGGGAAGGGACGCCGCUGCAUGACGCCGCUGAGAAUGGAGAGCUGGAGUGCUGUCAGAUUCUAGUGGUGAAUGGAGUGGAUCUGGGCAUCCGAGACCAGGAUGGAUUCUCAGCAGCAGAUCUGGCUGAAUACAAUGGGCAUCAACAGUGUGCCAAGUACCUCCGCACAGUCGAAAACAUGAGUGUGGAGCACCGCGUUUUGUCCCGGGACCCUUCCGCAGAUCUGGAGAAUAAGCAGCCUGACUCAGGCCUGUCCUCUCCCAAUGCCACCCUGUCCAUAGCGGCCCCCCUGGCAGCCCACUUUGACAUCUGCUCGCCCUCCAGCUCACUGUCCAAUUACGAUUCGGCAAACUCCAGCCAGUCCAGCACUGGAGAGAAGAGGAGCAGCACACCUCCCUCACGAACACCUACAGGAGCUGCGGAUUCGGCCAUCACAGACAUGCAAACUUAUAUGGACAUGUUGAAUCCUGACACUCAGAAUGCGACAGAACCUGCACACCUGCCGCCACCUCCGACGUCCCCACCCCCACCUCCAUCGAUCUCCUCCCACAUUCCACCUCCCCAACCCACAUUCCCCCCACCCACACCACCUGAGGAGGAGGCCUCUGCCGAGUACCUGAAGGUGAAGAGAAACCUUCGAAGAGUGGACAAUGACAUAGUAAAAAGAGAGCAGUUGAAUCCUGGGGAAAACCCUGACAGACUUCGUAGAGUCGACUCGAACCGUAAAUCUCGUAGCUUCAGCAAGCAGCCCAGUACUGGGGAUUACUACAAGGCUCUGGGUAGCGAUACCACAGACCAGCGCCCCAACAGAGCCAUGGCACCCAAUGAGGAGGGUUCUGCAAUGUUGGAUGAACCGGCAGACACAGCCCCUGCUCCUCAGAACAGCACAGGAAAUACUGACGAUCUACCCCUUCCUCCUCCUCCUCCUCCUCCUCCUCUACCUGCCAGCAGCUCAAUCCCAACUCCACCUCCACCUCCACCUCUCCUCCCAGAGGUGCCGGCUCCUCCACCUCCACCCCCUCCCACAAACACAAGCACCAACACCACACCGCCCCCCCCCCAGCGCCACAUGUCUGGGUCCUCCAACAAAGGGGAUCUGUCCUCUACGCAUCUGUCUCCCUCUGUCACCCCUGCUCCAGAAUCACUCCGCCAGAGGAAAAGCAAUAAAUCCUUCAACAUGAUGUCCCCCGCCGGAGAUAAUUCUGAUCUUCUGGCCGAAAUUAAAGCUGGGAAGUGUCUAAAGCCGACGCCUCAGAAUAAAGGCUACACGACUGUCUUCUCAAACAGCAGCACAGCAGAGAGCAACGGGGAACGUCCAACAUCGCCGCCACAGCCUCUGCCAAAACCACAACUCAAUGACACCCAGUUCACAAAGCCAGAAUCUCCACCGACCAACAGCCCACCAACACCUCCCACUCCCACGGCCAGCAGUGGGUCGCCCCAGAAUCUUUCCACAUCACAGAGCAAUGAGCAGCUCACACCUGCCGUCAAUGGAAAUACUGUACCAGUCCAGAAGUCCAGUGUGGUGGAUGCGGAGAGUCUGGUGCCCACCCAUGAUGAGCAGGGACGACCCAUCCCAGAAUGGAAGAGACAGGUGAUGGUGAGGAAGUUACAGGUGAAGAUGCAGGAGGAGGAGGAGAGCAAGAAGAAGGCUGAAGAAAAUGAGGCCCGUCUGGCUUCCUUACCUGCUUGGAGGAGAGAUAUCAUGAAGAAAAAGUUGGAUGAAGAGAAGGUGGACAGAGAACAGAAAAGAAAAGAGGAGGAGCAGCGGCAAAUGGAGAAGGCGAAUGAGCAGAAGUCAGAACUUGAGCGACUACGAACGCUAGGCUAUGAUGAAACCAAGCUGGCACCGUGGCAACGGCAGAUCAUUUUAAAGAAAGGCGAUAUAGUGAAACAGUAGAGUUCACACUCCCAGUCAUUCUCAUCCACAUCUGUGCAACUUUCUGCUGACGUACAAAUGUACGACACUGCACAUUCACAAUCUGCAAGACCCCUUUAGAUGGGUCACCAGACAGCGUUCUGGUUGCUUGACCAUCAUCAUCAUCAUUACCAAUUCUUCAAAGCUCUGAUGAUACAUAGUACAGUUAAAUAAAUAAAAAAAUAUUUGAUUGUGGUUGAGUCAUAUUCCUUUGAUUAGUUAGCAUCCUAAUAACAGUAAGUUUGUAAAUUAUUUUGCAGAAAAUAUUUUUAGUACUCCUCACCAAAUCCUUUGGCUUUACAGUAGUAUUUUUAUAUCUAGAUAGAUAAUUUAUGUCAAUGAAUUAACAUUUACUAUGCUUUUUCUUAGUACCUCAUGUGGACCCCACUGCACACACACGUGAAAGUAACGUUCUUUUUCUACAGCUAUUUUUAUUGAGACAAAAACAUAGAAAUCAUAAGUCUCUUAAAAAUAAUAAUAAUCAUAAUGAUAUACGUCAUAAUGAGCUACAAUGCUGGGCUGCAAUUCCCUAUAUGAUCCAGAAGGUGGCAUCAGAAUUCCUUCUCAUAAUUACCCAGAGUAAGUCUUCACAGAUAAACCUAUCCACUGCCAGAUAUUUUUCUCUGUCAUAAUAGGAUAACAGAAGCCAAUGUCUUAAAUAGUCAACUAAAUAUUAAAUAUUGCAUCUGAUGUUCUAAUCAUAAUUGCUCAAUUAUCUUCUUUAUGAUAUCAUUGUAUUCAACCAUGCUGUAAUCCCAAAAAGGAAGCUAUUCACAGAUAUUUUGGGAUAUAAAAAACAUAAUUAUUUGUCAUAACUUUUUCUUUCUCUGCUUGGCUGUCAUAGACUGUGUGCUAUUGUUCAUAUAUUUAGAGUAACUAGACCUCAGAAAAGUGCCGAUAUGGAUCUGUAUGUAUGUGCGUGUAUGAGAGACAGAGUAUAUACAUGUAAUUCGUCUGUCUUGUGUCAUUCACUGUGCAAUGGGUAGAAUUGAUGUAUUUUCGAGUGUUUAUUUUCUUUAUAACUGUAAAUAAUAAUAAUUAUAGUAACAUAAGUAUAAGAGAUAUGCAUGGUCCUUCUUGGGUUUGGAAACAUUCAGAUGCCAUAAUGAUAUUGAAAAACACAGAUGUGAAUGUCAUUGCCAAUAUAAGAUUUUCUAUUCAUAAUGAUUCAAUAUAAUUGUAUGGAUUAACCCUUACUAUAAUAAUAUAUGAUGGUCACUUAUAUGUUUUCCUGGUUUCAGCCGGGCUUGUAGGGGCAUUCUUGUAAUUUUCCCAU